AUGGAGAAAAGCGAAAAAAGAAAAUUUGUUGUUUCGCGUGACGUCAUAACAGUAGUUGAUAAGGAUAAGUCACACGAAAAAGGAAAAUUCGAGAUAUCAGGAUAUACAAUUAAAGAAAUAAGCAAUCAGGAGAGCUCAGAACGUUCUCUACUUAUUUAUUCUAAAUCAGAUGAAGAGAAUACACUCGAAAAUCUUAUUGUCAGGCUGACAAAAUUGUCAUUUUCAACAAACAUUGAUAACCAAAUUCUUCGUCACUCAUUUCAUUACGAUAAGAUUAUCCAAUACAAUAACAAUUUAAAUUCGUUCGUUCAAGAAGAGUUAAGAUCGGAAUUGGUAAAAUUUCUUUCUGGCCAAAAUAUGAUGAUUCUGACUUCCGAUGUUGAACAGGGGAUUGGAGCAGAUGAAUUCUAUGAUUCGAUUCAGAAAUGUUUAUCAGAUAUCAACUCUUCUAUUGUUGAAAAAUCACGAAUGAAAUUUGAAAUAAAAGUGACAGAAAAACUUUGCAUCAUCUCUACUUCAAGAUCCAAAUUGAUAGUGAGUUGUUCAAGGACAAAAGAGGAUAUCAUUGAUCAUGCCAGAAUUUUCCGAAAUGAAUCAAUCCAUACAUGUUUCUCUCCGAAUAUUAAAUCAAUAAUUAAUAAUUCAAAAUAUCCAAUAAGAAAGAUCUUCUUGUUGUUCCAACGCUUAGGUGAUCAUUGUGAUGACAUUUUAAAAUUGUUUUCUAUCAAUUCGAAAUCAAAAAUUAUCCAUAAUCCGUAUCUCAAAGAGAAUUUAAAUCCAAAUGAACAGAAAAAUGCCAAGUCAUCAUUAUUAAGAGAUGAAUAUCUAAAAAUUAAUUGCUAA
This is a messenger RNA of Trichomonas vaginalis G3, 843 nucleotides long. RefSeq lists its product as uncharacterized. The coding region runs from base 1 to 843 and encodes 280 amino acids. The record is from RefSeq and is a predicted model, not a curated record. The transcript has a single exon. NCBI's taxonomy places the organism in Eukaryota, Parabasalia, Trichomonadida, Trichomonadidae.